Messenger RNA from Dromiciops gliroides (monito del monte), 5650 nucleotides. It is a transcript of the gene LAMC2, whose product is annotated as laminin subunit gamma 2. Gene Ontology annotation, molecular function: extracellular matrix structural constituent. NCBI's taxonomy places the organism in Eukaryota, Metazoa, Chordata, Mammalia, Microbiotheria, Microbiotheriidae. The record is from RefSeq and is a predicted model, not a curated record.
CUUCCCUCCCUCGGGAUGUCUCUGCUCUGGCUGAGCUGCCUCUGCCUCUCUUUCCUCCUGCCUGCAGCCCUGGGCACCUAUAGGAAGGAAGUCUGUGACUGUAAUGGGAAGUCCCAGCAAUGUGUCUUUGAUCAAGAGCUGCAAAGAAGGACGGGAAAGGGACUCCGUUGCCUCAACUGUAAUGACAAUACAGCUGGAGUACACUGUGAAAGGUGCAAGGAUGGAUUUUAUCGCCAGAGAGACAGAGACCGCUGCUUGCCUUGCAAUUGCAACGCCAAAGGCUCUCUCAGUUCACGAUGUGAUAACCAUGGACGAUGCAGCUGUAAGUCAGGUGUGACGGGAGACAGAUGUGACCGAUGCCAGCCAGGGUUCCACACUCUCACUGAAGCUGGAUGCACCCGCAAUAGACAACUAAAAGAUUCCAAAUGUGACUGUGAUCCAGCUGGGAGCACAGGGAGCUGUGUAGGUCGAUGUGUCUGUACUUCGGUCACAGGAGAACGCUGUGAUAGGUGUCGGCCGGGUUACUAUCAUCUGGACAGAGGCAACCCAGAAGGGUGUACUCAGUGCUUCUGCUAUGGACACUCAGCCACUUGCAGCAGUUCUGGGGUUUACAGUGUCUACAAGAUUACCUCUACUUUCCAUCGAGAUGUUGAUGGCUGGAAGGCUAUCCACAGAAACAGAGCCCCUGCACCACUCCAGUGGUCCCAACGGCACCAUGAUGUGUUUAGCACAGCCAGAAGAUCCGACCCUAUCUAUUUUGUAGCUCCUGCCAAAUUUCUUGGGAACCAACAGGUGAGUUAUGGGCAGAGCCUAUCUUUUGACUACCGUGUGGACCGAGGAGGGAGGCACCCGUCUGCCCAUGAUGUGAUUCUGGAGGGAGCUGGUCUUCGUGUGUCAGCCCCUUUAAUGCCACUUGGGAAGACGCUGCCAUGUGGAAUCACCAAGACGUACACGUUCAAAUUGAAUGAACAUCCCAGCAGCAAAUGGAGUCCUCAGCUGAGUUAUUUUGAGUACCGCAGGUUAUUACGGAACCUGACAGCCCUUUGGAUCAGAGCUACAUAUGGAGACUAUAGCACAGGGUACAUUGAUAAUGUGACCCUCAUCUCAGCUCGUCCCAUCUCUGGGGCCCCAGCACCAUGGGUUGAAAAGUGUGUAUGUCCUACUGGAUACAAGGGACAAUUCUGCCAAGAAUGCGCCCCUGGAUAUAAAAGAGAUUCUGCCAAGCUCGGGUCUUUUGGAAGUUGUGUACCAUGUAACUGUCCAGGUGGAGGAGCCUGUGACCCAGACACUGGAGAUUGUUAUUCAGGGGAUGAGAACCCAGACAUUGACUGUGCUGACUGCCCCAUUGGUUUUUAUAAUGAUCCUCAGGACCCCCGCAGCUGCAAGCCAUGUCCUUGUCAAAAUGGCUUCAGCUGCUCCGUGAUGCCAGAGACAGAGGAAGUUGUCUGCAAUAACUGCCCGCAAGGGAUCACUGGUGCUCGUUGUGAGCUCUGUGCUGAUGGCUAUUUUGGAGACCCCUUUGGAGAAAAUGGUCCUGUAAGGCCCUGCCAGCCCUGCCAGUGCAACAACAACAUGGACCCCAGUGCACCUGGGAAGUGUGAUCACUUGACAGGGGAAUGUUUGAAAUGCAUUCAUAACACAGCCGGCUUCCAUUGUGACCGAUGCAAAGAGGGCUACUUUGGGAAUCCUCUGGCUACCGAUCCAGCGGACAGAUGUCGGGCUUGCAAUUGCAACUCAGUGGGAGCUGAGCCACAGAGGUGUCGAAGUGAUGGGAGUUGCAUCUGUAAGCCAGGAUUUGGGGGCAUCAAUUGUGAUCAUUCAGCACUAACCAACUGUCCGAGCUGCUACAACCAAGUGAGGAUUCAGUUGGACCAGUACUUGCAGCAGCUGCAGAGUGUGGAGGCUCUUGUCUUGAAGAUGCAGGCUGGUGGUGGGUCCCUACCCAACGCAGAACUGGAAGGCAGGCUGGAGGAAGCAGAGGGGAUCCUUCAGGACAUUCUGAGAGAAGCUCAGAUCUCUGAAGGCUUGGGUAGGUCCCUGAAGCUCCGCCUGGACAAGGCGAGAGCCCAAGAGACCAACUACCAGUCACGACUGGAUGAGCUCAAGAUGACUGCAGGAAGAAUACUGGCUCUGGGGAAUCAGUAUCAGAGCCAAGUCCAGGACACUCGGAGGCUGAUUGCCAAGAUGAGAUUGAACUUGGAGGAAAGCAAAACAACCCUAAGCAACACGAAUAUCCCACCUUCAGACCAGUAUGAAGGACCAAACAGCUUUAAAACACUAGCCCAAGAGGCUUGGAAGUUAGCAGACAGUCAUAUGAAGUCAGCUAAUGAUAUGGAACGACUAGCUGGGGAAAGCAGGGAUUAUUCUAACCAAGCCUUGGAACUGGUUCGCAAAGCUGUGACUGAAGGAGGGGGAAGCAGCAGUGUGGAUGGCUCUGUGGUGCAAGGGCUUGUGGGAAAAUUUGAAGAAGUCAAAUCCCUGACCCAGCAGUUGCAGACAGAGGCCAGUCAGGCUGACACUGAAGCAGAGCAAUCUUACCAGCAGAGCCUGCGCCUCCUGAACGCUCUGCCUCAGCGCCCUGAGAUCACUAACCAGGCCUUCCAGGUAGAAAUAAAGAGAAUCAGACAGGAAGCUGACUCUCUGUCAAGUCUGGUAACAAGACAUAUAACCGAGUACAAACAUUUGCAAGACCACCUGGGAAACUUGGAGGAAGAAACACAGCAGCUGUUACAGGAUGGAGAGAAGGAGAGACAGAAAUCAGAUCAGCUGCUUUCCCGUGCCAAUCUCGCUAAGAGCAGAGCUGAAGAGGCCCUGAGCAUGGGCAAUGCUACUUUUUAUGAAGUUGAGAGCAUUUUAAAAAACCUCAGGGAAUUUGACCUACAGGUCGGGGAUAGGAAAACAGAAGCAGAAGAUGCUAUGAGGAGACUCCCCUUUAUCACUCAGAUGGUUGCAGAUGCCAAUGACAAAACAGGACAGGCAGAGAGGGCGCUGGGCAGUGCUGCUGAAGAUGCCAGGCGGGCAAAGAGCAUGGCUGGAGAGGCGCUAGACAUCUCUGAUAAUAUUGAGCAGGAGAUAGGAAGAUUGAACUUAGAAGCGAACACAACAGCAGAUGCUGCCUUGGCUCUGGAGAAGGGAAUGGCCACUUUGAACAGUGGGAUCCGGGAUGUGGAAGGAGACCUUGGAAGGAAAGAACUGGAGUUUGAUCAGGACGGGGAUGCCAUGCAGAUGGUGAUUCAGGAAGCCCAAGGGGCUAAUUCCAGAGCCCAAAAUGCGGGACUUGCCAUCCAAGAUACACUAAAUGCCUUGGAUGGCAUCCUGAGGCUAAUAGAUCAGCCCAGCAGUGUGGAUGAAGAAGGAAUAAUCUUACUAGAACAGAACUUCAGCAAAGCCAGAAACCAGAUCAACACCCAACUUCGGCCCUUGAUGCUGGAGCUGGAGGACAGAGUUCGUCAGCAGCAAGGCUACCUGAGAUCCCUGGAGGCCAACAUUGAUGGGAUCCUGGCUGACGUCAAGAACUUGGAGGAUAUCCGAAACAACCUGCCUCCUGGUUGCUACAACACACAGGCUCUUGAGCAGCAGUGAAGUGGUCCCAGAGAUUUCUCCUUCUUGUUUCUCAGGUCACAGAUCCCAGAGUUCAGGGCAUGGCUCUGGUAAGGGUUGGGGUGGGAGAGGGACAAUUGGACUUAAUUGAUCUAGUCUUGCUCAAGUCAAUUGAACCUGAUCCCAGUGCGGUGGCUGGAGCCGGCCAGAGGUCCGGUUGUAUGUGUGUGAUGCUAUUUGUUUCAUCAUGUUGGGUAAUGAAACGGAUGGCAUUACAUCAUGAGACUGAUUGAGCAGCCAGGACCCCAGUGUAGUUUUUUGAAGGGGGAGAUGGUAAAAUGGUCAAAUCAAAAGAACAGAGCCAUAAUGGGGGGAAGGAGGAGGGGGGACAAAUUGGGCUUUCCAUAAGGGAGAAAAUAUCUGGAGAGAGAGGACCCCAAUUCACAAUGAUGCCAUCCUUGGAUCUUGCUUUGGUCCAGCCAGUCACCAUACCCAGGGGCCUAUCUUAUGGUGCUUUUCUCCUGGCUCAUACAUCUACUGAAGGCCAGUUCCUUCCUUCUUGUGGCAGGCGCGAACCUUCUGUCCGACUGACCUUUGUGCUACUGUUCCUUCACCCUGCAUUACUUUUGCCCCAGGUGGAAAAAAUGUCUAGUUUCAGCUCUACAGAAAACCUUAAGCUCCAGAGUAUAUUCAUGAGACAUGCCUGAAAACAUAAUCGUGCUUAGAUUCAUCUAAUUCUCUGAACCUUGUGGACUAAAGAAAAUUCUCCAGGCUUACCCAGCCUUUCCAGAUUUACCCUGGUAUUAAAAGAGAGAAUGAAACCCAAUGAAAUACUGUUACCUCUUGGCAUCCAAUGCAAGACUUUUACCCUUUGGUACUCUUCCCUUUUACCUCCUCAUGACGAUAGCACUUAUACCAACUUUUAAGCCAGUUAAGUAGAAGUAAGAGUGGGGGGCAGCAAGGUGGUGCAGUGGCCCUGGAGUCAGGAGUACCUGAGUUCAAAUAUGGCCUCAGACACUUAACACUUACUAGCUGUGUGACCCUGGGCAAGUCACUUAACCUCAGUUUCCUCACUAAAAAAAAAAAGUAAGAGUGGGACAUGAGGGAAAGUAGACACAGCAAACCCCUGGAGUUGCUUACAUUCUGGUGUUAUUCAGGGCCCUACUAUUUGGUGAUCCUACUGCCUGGGAGGGGCUCUCCGGCUUGGGUGGGCCAGUAAGUGGCCUUUUACCUCCCAGUCUAAUCAUGUACACUGCAUUUCAUUAGCUAUUAAAGAAACAGGGAAGGGGAAACUUUUUGUUUUCAAACUGAUAUAAUAUGUAGCUUGAAUGUUGAGAAAAAUGAAACUUAUCUAGAGAAUCAAGUUUUCCUUCCUUUGACCUCCCUUUUAAAAUCAUGGGCUUCAAUAUAUAUUUUGUAGACCUCCUUUCCUCAAUAUACCAAAGGAUGCUCCCUCCUUAGCCUGAGCUGAGUAGAACUUGUCUGUCCUAAACAGUAUUUGGUGGAGUACCUACCUGGAUGUACCUCCGCCUGAAGCUUGAAAGACAAUUGGUGCUGCCUUUCCUCUUCCCACCAUGUUUUCCCCCUUCACUUUUAAUGGACAUAUUUUUAAAUAAAGAGGUAUUGAAUGAGCUGCCUAUUGUUAGUUCCUGAUUUAUAGAUCUAUAAACUCUCAGCCACAGAUACAAGAAUUUAAGAACUAGAAACCACUUCUUCAGGAAGGAUUGGAGGGAGUCCUUUGGUUUAAACCUCCAAUCCUAGUUCCUGAUUCUGUCAUGUGAUUCUCUCCCAAUUGGAAAGGAUUUUUUUUUUCUGGAUUUAAUUAUUGUUAUCUGAUAUUUCUUGUGAUAGAAUGACAGAGUUUUGUUUCUAGGACAAAUUUAUCACCUCUCCAGGCCUUUUCAAGUGAAUAGCAAUUAACAUGUACAAUUUCUUGACUUUUGGGACAUGAUCAAAGCAGAAUCUCUAGUGUCUAUAAGAUGUCGUGCGUUUCGCGGAAUGAAUUUUCUAUUAUAUUAAUUAUGAAUAUGCUCUUUGGUUGAGUAAUUGGGGGAAAGAAUAUGAUCACAUAGACCAGACACUGAUAAAUGAUAGUUUUGACCACUAUACU